CCAGUUGUCUCCUCUUCCCCUCCUCCAGCUGAUCCAGUUGUCUCCUCGUCCCCUCCUCCAGCUGAUCCAGUUGUCUCCUCUUCCCCUCCUCCAGCUGAUCCAGUUGUCUCCUCUUCUCCUGAAUGACCCCUAAGGAUGGACAAGGACAGGAAUGAGACGACUAAGAGAAUAUUACACUUCACCUUGGAGAUCCUCCACCUGCUGACCGGAGAGGAUUACACCAUAGUGAAGAAGACAUGGGGGGAGUGUGUGGCCCCCAGCAGCCAUCUCCAUGAGUCAGGAGGACGGAGCAGGGCCCGGGGCCCCAUCACGGAGCCUCCACCUCACUCACUGAUACAUGAGGAGAAGAUCCUAGAACUCACCCACAGGAUCACUGAGCUGCUGACUAGAGAGGUUCCUAUAAGGUGUCAGGAUGUGGCGGUCUAUUUCUCCAUGGAGGAGUGGGAGUAUGUAGAAGGACACAAGGAUCUGUACCAGGACAUAGUCAUGAUGGAGGAUCACCGGCCCCUCACAUCACAAGCUGGAGUCAUUGAUAGAAAUCCACCCGAGAGGUGUCCCCGCCCUCUGUAUUCCCAGGACUGUCCAGAGGGAAAUGUCCCAGAGAAGCAUCAGGGGGGAGAUCUGACUAAUAAUAAAGUGGAGGAUGAAGAAGAGAGGAUGAGCGGCCAUCACCCGUGUAUGAGGGAAGUGAAGGAGGAAAUUCCAGGAGGUGUUACCCCAGGAAAUCCCAGGAGGAAGGAAACAUCAGAGAUCAUGGAGCGCUGCUCAGGAGAAGAUGGAGAGAUCAUGGAGCGCUGCUCAGGAGAAGAUGGAGAGAUCAUGGAGCGCUCCUCAGGAGAAGAUGGAGAGAUCGUGGAGCGCUCCUCAGGAGAAGAUGGAGAGAUCAUGGAGCGUUCCUCAGGAGAAGAUGGAGAGAUCGUGGAGCGCUCCUCAGGAGAAGAUGGAGAGAUCGUGGAGCGCUCCUCAGGAGAAGAUGGAGAGAUCAUGGAGCGCUCCUCAGGAGAAAACCUCCUUACCCCUAAUGUCCAUUCAGAUCUAUCAUAUAAUAAUCCCCCUGACCAACUACACAUUGUUACCACAAGGGCAGAGAAUAGAGAAGGGAAAAGGAUCCAAUGUGAUGAAUGCGAGAAAUGGUUUACAAAUAGAUCAGAUUUUUUUAAGCACCGAAGAAUUCACACAGGAGAGAAGCCUUAUUCAUGUUCAGAAUGUGGGAAAUGUUUCCGAACGAGUUCAAAUCUUGUUAUACAUGAGAGAAUUCACACGGGUGAGAAGCCGUAUUCUUGUUCAGGAUGUGAAAAAUGCUUUAGAAAGAAAUCAAAUCUGGUUACACAUGAAAGAACUCACACAGGAGAGAAGCCGUAUUCCUGUUCAGAAUGUCAGAAAUGCUUUACCAGCAAGUCUAACUGUGCUAAUCAUGAGAGAACUCACACAGAAAAUAAGCCAUUUUCAUGUUCAGAGUGUGGGAAAUGUUUCUCACGUAAAUCAAAUCUUCUUAUACAUCAGCGAAGGCACACAGGAGAGGAGCCUUUUUCCUGUUCAGAAUGUGGGAAAUGCUUUCUAUGUAAAUCGUAUCUUGUUAGACAUGUGAAAACUCACUCGGGAGAGAAGCCAUAUUUAUGUUCAGAAUGUGGGAAAUGCUUUACAUAUAAAUUUGAGCUUCUUAAACAUCAGAGAAGCCACACAGGAGAGACGCCAUAUUCAUGUUCAGAAUGUGGGAAAUGUUUUAGAAAAAAAUCAAAUCUUGUCAUGCAUGAGAGAAUUCAUACAGGAGAGAAGCCAUAUUCAUGCUCAGUAUGUGGUCAGUGUUAUUCAAGGAAAUCAGAGCUCGAUACACAUGAGAGAAGUCACACAGGAGUGAAGCGGUUUUCUUGUUUUGAAUGUGGGAAAUGUUUCUCACGUAAAUCACAUCUUGAUGUACAUAUGCGAGGUCACACGGGAGAGAAGCCAUUUUCAUGUACAGAAUGUGGGAAAUGUUUUAUAGAUAAGUCGAAUCUUCUUAUACAUAAGAGAAGUCACACAGGAGAGAAGCCGUAUUCAUGUUCAGAAUGUGGAAAAUGUUUCUCAAGUAAAUCAUAUCUUGGUUCACAUGUGCGAGGUCACACAGGAGAGAAGCCAUUUUCAUGUUCUGAGUGUGGGAAAUGUUUUAUAGAUAAAUCGAAUCUUCUUGUACAUAAGAGAGUUCACACAGGAGAGAAGCCGUUUUCUUGUGCAGAAUGUGGGAAAUGUUUCUCACGUAAAUCAAAUCUUGAUACACAUAUACGAGGUCACACAGGAGAGAAGCCAUUUUCAUGUGCAGAGUGUGGGAAAUGUUUUAUAGAUAAAUCGAAUCUUGUUAUACAUAAGAGAAGUCACACAGGAGAGAAGCCGUAUUCAUGUUCAGAAUGUGGGAAAUGUUUCUCACGUAAAUCAUAUUUUGAUACACAUGUGCGAGGUCACACAGGAGAGAACAUAUGAUUUGAUUGAUAAUCUGUUUUGCCUUAGUCUCCUCAGCAGCACAAUAUGGGGUGUCUCACAAAAGUGAAUAGAACUAGAAAUCCAUCUAGAUAUAGUAGUUUAGAGGCUUUCUUGCCUCAGCGAGGACCUUGAAUGGCUAAAGUCCGUUCAAGGUAAGUCCUGAAGCAACAAACUACCUCUAAGUUCUUGAGUACUUGGUCCUCAUCCUCUGGAAGAUCAGGUAAAGCAGUAACCUGAUUAGUGUUUAGGAAGGACGGACACUUAGGUAAGUAGGGAUUAAUCUCAAUAGGACCUUGUCCUCGACAAAGAUUGUGUAAGGUUCUCUUCAGGAAAGAGUCGGCAACUCCCCUACUCUCUUAGCCGAGGUGAUGGCUACUAAAAAGGCUAUCCUCAAACAGAUCAAUUUCUUGAAUGGGUUCAAAAGGAUGAACAGAUAAUAAUUGAUCUUUUUCCACACAAUAUAUAAAAAUAAAGGUGAUUAAGUUAAAUAAAAUAAAGGUGAUUAAGUUAAAUAAAAUAAAGGUGAUUAAGUUAAAUAAAAUAAAAGGCGCUUG
Hyla sarda is the source of this 3008-nucleotide messenger RNA. Its product is annotated as oocyte zinc finger protein XlCOF7.1-like. The transcript is spliced from 6 exons. Gene Ontology annotation, biological process: regulation of transcription by RNA polymerase II. Lineage: Eukaryota; Metazoa; Chordata; Amphibia; Anura; Hylidae. The record is from RefSeq and is a predicted model, not a curated record. The coding region runs from base 136 to 2454 and encodes 772 amino acids. Gene Ontology annotation, molecular function: DNA-binding transcription factor activity, RNA polymerase II-specific; RNA polymerase II cis-regulatory region sequence-specific DNA binding.